AUGGAGAGGCAAUCCGCAUCCGAAUCCCAGGUCGAAAGUGACCAGUCAUCAGUGGAUGAGUUGAUCUGCGACCUGGUGGGAACAAUGAGGUUAAACGAAGAGCAUCUGAAGCACGUGCUAAGGAGCCUCCACAACUUAUUGCAAGGCUCAGGCUCUGGGGAACUUUUCGUUAGCUCCCGGGUGGCAAACAUCUUGUCUGGAUUACAUGCUACCAACGAGGAGAACAUCGCCAAACGACGCCGCCUGAUGGAUGGAAAGGUCCUGCUCCAGCCGCUCCUGAUGAAUCCCACGGGUGCUGGACCAGUUCUUUCGAGGACCCAGAGUUACCUGGUACUGCUCGACGCCAGCCAGAGGCUCCUGAAGUCGGAGAAUCGUCGCAGGUCCGCCUGCUUUAUGAUGCGUCAAUUGCAGAAAUCCUGCCAAGUCGCAGAUGAGCACGAUUCCUUACCAUGCACCCCUCAGCAGUGGUCCCUUUUGGUGGACUUGGUCGAAGACCUGGAGCAGGAUCAGUUGGUGGCAACUAAUCUGGAAUCCCAGCUAAACAGCCUGUUCUCGAAUUCCUGCGAUCUCGGCGAGCGUUGGACGUCAUGGCUGCGCAUCCUGUGCGUCCGCCUUCUGAAGCAGGAAAGUAUCCUGGUGCGGCACGCGAUCCUGGACUACUUCCUGAAAAACCAGUCCCAGGUUUAUCGCCUCAGCUUGCUGCCUGAUUUCCUGCGGGCCACCAACAAAACCCAGUUGUUCGAUCCCGAAGAUCCCAAGCGCCUCAAGGAGCAACAGCUCAAGGACUUUGUGUCCGCUGGGAAUGUCCAACUUUUUGUGGAGGCACUCGUUGUUAUUCCUUGGGAAAGCGUCCCAUUACUUUAUUGGCUAAAGUGCUUGAAAGAAGUAUCAUUUGCCAUUCCCAUUAUUUCAAAGCAGCUCCUCGAAAAAUUGUGCCUCACAAUUCGCGCUCUUGAAGAUUAUAAUCUUCGUAAUAAAGCUAAUUUAGAAGCGUGCCAAGUGUUCCACGCCACUUUCGACAGCCUGUCUUUAGAAGGUUAUAUGUGCUGCAUUACGGCCAUGUUCAAGGAUAAAGAUCAAUGCCAUGAGCAGUAUCGAUUAAUAGACAAAAUUAAGGCUUGCAAGGAAAUGGAGCUUAAUUUGAAUAUUUUCGGCAAGAGGAGCUAUGAAAUUUUCAUAAGUUCUUAUGAAGGUAAGAAUAGAAAAGGUCAACAUGACCUUCGUAAAGCCUACUUCGAAAAACUGCGAAAGGUCCCAAAAGCUUAUCAUGGUUGGUGGCGCCUCGACCUUCAAAUAGACCAAGAAGAAAUUAUAUUAAACUUUUAUCGACAAAUAUACGAUGUGGACACAUCUUGGCUUCUUGAAAGUGCGAGCCUGAAUGAUAUGCAGUCGUAUUUAGUAAAUAAACUGGAGUGCAAGAACAGCGAUGAAGCUGCCUUCUUGAAGGCCCGAUGUGUGGAUCUCUUUGUCAGAAAUCGCAUAAAUUCUUGGAGCAAUUUAAAGGAGUUCAACUUGAACCCCUCAGAGUUGCUGGCCCAGGGUACUUUCGAUACUGCUUCCACUUUCAUAUUCUUACUAGGACGCCACACGGAAAAAUUAGAAGAGGUCAGCAUACUGGAAACUCUCAUUUCCUGUUCCAGAAGUAAGGAUAACAUUGAAGCCGCUUACGUAUACGAUGUUUUGCACAUUGCAAAUUUUAAAGCUAGAGCUCGAGCGUUCGCCAUCUCGGCUGUCUUAAAUAUUAGCGAAGCCUACUUGAGUGGCAUUUGUGAUGAUCUGCUGAGGGCCAAUAAUGAGCUUUCGACCUCACCUUACUUGGAAAACUCCGAGGUGCACAUUAAAAAAAUAAGAAUAGCUACAGCCCUAGUGGUUUUUUCAGAGCAAUGGACUUGGUCAGACAGUCUGUGGCAGGCUGCUUUAUCUCCGGAUGAUCACCCGAGCAUAACGUACAUGUACGAGUGCCUUGUGAUCAAAAUGCUCCCGAACAUCGAAGUGUUGUCAGAAAAACUGAAGCUGUUAACAACUUUAAAAAGAGCUCAGCAGGAAUCCGCUCUAGCCAUAACCCACACCUACAUCAACAUUCACAGGAAGGAACUUAGGAAAGAGCAAUUGGAUGACAUUUUAAAUUUGGUUCGGCCCCACAAAUAUCACUUGUACGAGACUUUAAACGAGCCUCGUUUAUUUCUUCGCGAAAAUUUUUCUACUGAAAGCAUUCUUUAUGUUACAAAUGCUCCAUUUGAUGAGCGCCACAUUUUCGAUGCCUGUGAAAAGGACUAUUACACAGAUAAUGCCCGCGAGGCUUUCAAAGCAAAGCUAGACCUUUAUAAGAACGCAACAGAGUGCGGUGAAUUAGCUCUAACCGACGAUGGAUGUAUAGACAAUACAAAAUCGGAAGAUAGGGAACUUAUAUUGGUAGCUUCUCUGAUCGACAAGAUUUCAGGUUUCGGUGCUUUGGCGCGCACCUGUAAAAGUCUUGGAGUCACUUCCCUGACAAUGGCGCUAAAAUCACAUGUUACGAUUGCUAAUAAGCUAUGGUAUGUAUAA
Messenger RNA from Drosophila takahashii, 2544 nucleotides. NCBI's taxonomy places the organism in Eukaryota, Metazoa, Arthropoda, Insecta, Diptera, Drosophilidae. The record is from RefSeq and is a predicted model, not a curated record.